Molecule: messenger RNA, 2306 nt
Organism: Amaranthus tricolor (Joseph's coat)
Lineage: Eukaryota; Viridiplantae; Streptophyta; Magnoliopsida; Caryophyllales; Amaranthaceae
Product: ABC transporter G family member 21
Exons: 5
Coding region: 156-2198 (680 amino acids)
Cellular component (GO): membrane
Molecular function (GO): ATP binding; ATP hydrolysis activity; ABC-type transporter activity
Source: RefSeq, a predicted model, not a curated record
ACAACUCACAAGUCACAACUAAAUAUCGUUACUUCUCUUCCCCCUUUAUAUAAUCUCUCUUUCACUUGCAUGUGACUUCUCUAUCCAUCUUAUUUCCCUAUUAUCUUAACUAUAUAUUUGCUAUUUGUAAUUUUAACCAAAACAAGGCCUUAGAAAUGAUGCCUAUAGACCAUGAUCCAACGUCUAAUACUACAAGUCCAUCUUUCAAUAUGAACCCUCAAGAUUUCCCUCCUAGUCCUCAUAUUGAUUUGCCAUUGGCCUCGGCACGAGCUGUUAGUCCUUGUUUGGAAGAGGUCCAAAGAUUCUGUCAAGACUCAAGUAGUCCUCCUCGGUUCUCUACUUUGCAUGGAUCCCUACGACCUAUCAUACUCAAGUUCCAAGAUGUUAUUUACAACAUUCAAUUGCCUCCAACGACAGAGUCUACAACUAGUCCAAGUCCAACGACCAGGGUGAUCCUAAACGGUGUAACAGGAAUUGUACGCCCUGGGGAGCUCCUAGGAAUGCUAGGUCCGUCAGGAAGUGGCAAGACUACCCUUUUGACCGCCAUUGGAGGCCGACUCCAGGGUAAAUUAUCCGGUGGUUCAAUAACUUAUAAUGGCCAUGCAUUUUCCAAAUCUAUCAAGCGCAAAAUUGGAUUUGUUACCCAAGAUGAUGUACUGUAUCCGCACUUAACAGUAUUAGAAACCUUAACUUUUACCGCCCUCUUAAGAUUACAUAAAAACCUAACUCGAAAAGACAAAAUUGAUCAAGUGGAUAUGGUUAUUUCUGAGUUGGGUCUAACAAGGUGUCGAAACACCAUGAUCGGUGGUCCCCUCUUUCGAGGGGUGUCAGGCGGAGAAAGGAAAAGGGUUAGUAUAGGACAAGAGAUGUUAGUGAACCCAAGUUUGUUAUUAUUGGAUGAACCCACAUCAGGCUUGGAUUCAACCACAGCUCAUCGAAUGAUGGCCACGCUCAAAGCUCUAGCUCGUGGAGGACGAACUAUGGUAACCACUAUUCAUCAACCUUCGAGUAGACUAUACCAAAUGUUCGACAAGGUGGUCGUGUUAUCUGAAGGCUACCCAAUUUAUUGCGGUCGAGCAAGCCAUGUGAUAGAUUAUUUUUGCUCCAUCGGGUUACCCCCCGGUUGCAAUUUCAUUAAUCCAGCUGAUUUUCUACUUGAUCUUACUAAUGGAAUUUACUCGGACACAAGGCAUGAAGAUCAAGAUGUUGAACACUAUACAAAGUUGGAGCAUCAAGAUAAUAAUAGUCCAAGUUGUAUCAAGCAAUUUCUCAUAACUUCCUAUAUGAACAACCUCUAUCCUAUCUUAAAGGCUGAAACUCACCACACAUUCGGAGAUCAAAAUCAUUCAACUCUUAAUCCAUCAUCAGGUAGUGAAGAAAAUGAAUGGAGCACAUCAUGGUGGGAACAAUUCAAAAUAUUGUUACAAAGAGGGUUGAAAGAGAGAAGACAUGAAUCAUAUUCUGGUCUAAGAAUCUUCCAAGUGUUAUCCGUUGCCAUCAUUUCUGGUCUUUUGUGGUGGCACUCCGAUGUUACUCAUAUUCAAGAUCAGAUAGGGUUACUCUUCUUUUUCUCCAUAUUUUGGGGGUUUUUCCCUUUAUUCAAUGCCAUAUUUGCCUUCCCACAAGAAAGACAAAUGCUAAUAAGGGAACGAGCCUCAGGCAUGUACAAUCUAUCAGCAUACUAUAUGGCAAGAAUAGUAGGUGACUUGCCUAUGGAACUUGUACUCCCAACCAUUUUUAUAAGCAUUACAUAUUAUAUGAGUGGGCUCAAGCCUUCACCGAUAACAUUUAUCCUUACCCUUACAAUCAUCCUGUAUAACGUGCUCGUUUCCCAAGGGCUCGGGCUAGCCCUAGGUGCGAUACUAAUGGACGUAAAGCAAGCAACAACAUUAGCCUCGGUCAUAAUGCUCGUACUUUUGCUAGCAGGAGGGUAUUACAUUCAACAUAUACCACAUUUUAUUGCUUGGUUGAAGUAUGUUUCCUUUAGUCAUUAUUGUUAUAAGCUUCUUGUUGGAGUUCAAUAUAAAGGAUAUGAAGUUUAUGAAUGCGGGUUGGAGAUUAGGUGUAAGGUGCUUGAUUAUCCUACAAUUAAGCAUCUUGGUGUUCAUAAUUUAGGGUUUGAUGUUCUUGCCCUUACUAUUAUGUUGGUGGGUUUUAGAAUUUUGGCUUAUUAUGCUCUAAAGAUGAACCAAUUGUAACAAGUGUACUAUCUUUUUAUAAAUUUACCAAGAUCUACAAGCAUAUUAUUAUAUACUCAUAUGUUUCAUUAAAUUUGCUAAAUAAUGUAAAUUAAAGUAACAGUUUUU